CUUCACAGCGAAUCGUUGCGCUGCUGAGGAAUUUUUGAUUCACGUAAAUGAAGUGAUUUUUUGUUCUAGUUUAUUGUUUGUGAUCAAAAUGCGAAUCGUGAGACUUUUCGCUGUCUUUGGAAUUGCUUAUUAUGGAAGGAUCGAAUGUGCCGAACAGACCAAAACGUUUCCCGGUGCAGAGACAGUAAUACCCGCGGUCAUAGGUCAGGUGCUGCCAGGAAUCAUAGGAGUAAUUACUGGCGGUGGCGGUGGAUCCAUAAUUCCUCCGGUGUCAAUCUCUCACUCAACAUCGGUGGCCACCUCAGUGGCCAAUAAACCGAUCGCUGUGAGCCACAGCGGAUCGAUUUCAACGAGUGCCAAUACUAGCGCGGGUUCUCAUGCCUCAGUGGGACACGGUUCGACGGUGUCGGCAUCGAGCAGUACCGGAACUUCAGCGUUCCGAAGUCUGUCCAGUAGGUGGCGAAAGUUUUUUAAGAACAUCACAUGAUUAUUAUCCGUUAUUACGUGACUUCAAGUGAACCAAAGAUAACUCAUAAAAACUGUCAAACGCGUCAUAUUGUAACUAACAAUAAAACGUGAUUAAGAUGAAAUAUUUAAUAACCACAGUAAGGAAAGAAUUAGUGAUGAUAAAAGUCAUCCAUUUGAAUGAGAGGCGGGAAUUCUUUUUAAGUGACCAAACUGAAACAAACAAUUGAUCUGGAAAUUCCCACUGAUAAAAUACAGGUUCUGUUGUAUAUUAACUUGGUUCGUUGGUGAAUAAAUCAAAUAAAGAGGACAGAGAAACAAAGUGAAUUAGAUUUAGAUAUCGUAAAGGUAUGAGUAACUGGCAUUCAUCUGCAUUACUCUUAAGCCAAACGUGACUGAAACUUUUCAGAGAAACUGUAGU
This is a messenger RNA of Toxorhynchites rutilus septentrionalis, 886 nucleotides long. RefSeq lists its product as uncharacterized. Bases 89 to 487 code for a protein of 132 amino acids. NCBI's taxonomy places the organism in Eukaryota, Metazoa, Arthropoda, Insecta, Diptera, Culicidae. The record is from RefSeq and is a predicted model, not a curated record. The transcript is spliced from 3 exons.